UGUACUCAUCAGCAAAUGACAAAUUAAAAAGUUUUAUUUUUCUCAUAUUGGUACGAGAUUUUAUUGAUUGUUUUCUUUCAUAAGAUUUUCGGCCAGACGGCGACUGAAAUUGCAAGUUACUGUGAUAUAUUUAUUUUCAAUAUUUUACUAUUCUUAUCAACCAAUUAAAUGAGCAGGGAUAUCGAGUUAUGUCUAUAAGUAAUGGAAGGUACAGAACUGGGUGGCGACCAGCAAUUCUGUUUGAGAUGGAACAAUUUUCAAGCGAAUAUAACUUCUCAAUUCGAGGCGCUGCGCGAUGAUGAGGACUUCGUGGAUGUGACCCUGGCGUGCGAGGGGCACAGGCUGGAGGCCCACAAAGUGGUUCUCUCGGCGUGUAGUCCCUAUUUCAAGGAAUUGUUCAAAAACAACCCAUGUCCGCACCCGAUAAUCUUCAUGCGCGACUGCGAGGUGUCGCACGUGCGCGCGCUGCUACAGUUCAUGUAUGCGGGACAGGUGAACAUCGCGCAGGCGCAACUCUCGGCGUUCCUGCGCACCGCCGACGCGCUGCAGAUCCGCGGUCUCACCGACUGCUCGCAACACAACGACAAAAAAGUGAACAGAAAGUCCCCUCCUUCUCAGCUACGUAAUUUGCUCAGCGCCAAGCCGUCGCAUACUACCUCCUCUUCCAAAGCCGCUAGCCAAAAUGUCGAGUCAACUUCUACUGACGACCAAGAGAAGAACGCUAGUCGCCGCUCCACAAGAAAUUCUCCCGACGUUGCCAGAAAUAAUCUCAACGAAGAAGCUCCCUUUCAAACUUCUAGUCAAACGAGGCCUAAUAAUGAUGACUAUAGCGAAACAUGCAACUAUCCCUCUCUGAGGGUGAAAACUGAUCUCGAAGCGCCGCCGGAGGUGAAAAAUGAAGAAAAUGAUAUCCUUAUGGAUCCCGGGGAGUCAGAGAGAGCUGACAAAUGUCAAGAUUUCAACGCGUCCGACCUUCUGGAACCAAAAAUGGAAGUCAUGGAACAGGAAGCGAGCGACGAAGAGCGCUCCGGCUACCCGCCGAUGUACUACAACGAGAACAACGCGUUGGCCAACCCGUUCGCCACGCUGCAAGACUCUUCCUCGGCAGGUAACAUGGAUCUCAUGGCCGGGAUGACCGCGGAGCUGCGGGACGAGAACGCCGAAGGGGCUAGCGGUUGCGUGAUCGGCCCGUGGGACGGGCGUCGCAACCGGCCUGUUCCGGACGCGGUCUGGCUGGAGCAACACCGGCGCGCUCUGCCCUUCGUCCUCAAACGCGAGAACGAGCGCGGAGGGACCGUUGCGCCUAGACUUAUAAAACUCGGCGAGGGCGUGGAGAUACGAGAAGAACUAUUACGCGGAGUCAAGUGGGGGGACUACAGGAAGGUGACGCGAGGACUUGCAGCCGCUUUGUUCUCGCCCAUCGAGUUGGCGACCUGCUCCGUGACGGGCCAACGCUGGUCCCGCGCGGGGCAGGAGUCGCGCCCAACCAAGCCGCCCCUGGACCGCCGCAGAGUACACGCCCUCAUCUCCUACGUCAGCAGACACUUCCCCGACGUAGAGGUCAGCAGGAUCAAGCAGGUGUUAGCCUACAAGUGCAAGGAGAACUGCGCUGCGCUUCGGAUGAGGACCGCUAGGCUGUCGAACUGUUUCAGCGAGUCCACUAACUACCUGCUGAGCGCGGCGGCGCGGCCCCCGCCCUGCGACGACGUCGCUUCGCCGGCGCCCGGGCGCUCCUCAUACACCAAUUUUGACGCGAAGGCAUCGGGCGGAGGCGGCACGAGCGGCGGCGGAGAGAGCUCGCGCGCCACGAGCGCGGCGGGCGCGGGGGCGGGCGCGGACGCGGCGGCGGAGGCGCCGUGAUGGCGCGGUGCAGGCCCGCAAGCGCCGCCCUAUUGCAUAUCACUUUCAUAAUCUUGUUGUUUUUUACCAAAAAGAGAAAUUCUAAUGAUACUCGUCGCCCGCGCGAGCGGUGGGCCGCCCGUAUGAAAUAUUCAUAUUUAUUUAGGUGAUAUUUUUCUAUUGGCUACUGAUAAGAUUUUAUCUCGUUACGCGCCGGCGGGCGCAUCGUCGUUAGUGAGGGAGUGGUGCCCGAAGCUCUAGCAAUAAUUUAUCAGGUUCCUAAGACAUGUUUUGUAGUUAGGUUCUAUAUGCACGAAUUUUCGCGAACACUGCCGCUUGAUUUCUAAAUUUAUUUCGUCGAUUUUAGUCGUUUAAUUGCUUCCUUUAUUUUAUAAAAAGAGUCAUUUUCAUCGUUACGUUAAAAUUUGUAUAUGAAGCAUUUAAGUGCUGUACGAGGGACCGUUGCAAUUGCAAAGUAAAUAUAUCAAAAUGGCAUAAUUUUAGGACUAAUAUAGAGAUAUUAUAGUCAUUUUGUUUUAUAGGUGUAAAUGAUAAAGAAUUUAUUUUGGAAUGUCUGGUCGGGAUGUAGUAAAGUCUUUGGAGAGCUGUGAUCACGAUGGAUAUAAAUAAAACAGUCAUAUUUUUAAAUAACUACCUUUAAGAGUUAUUACGUAAUAAUUACCAUUGUACAGAGAGCUGUACGUAGUGCGGCUCGAGCCGCGGAUACGCGUUGGUUGGCUGGCUAACUAACUGGCUGACUAGCUAACUGGCUGAUUGGCCGGCUAGUUAGUUGGCUGGCCAGCCGCGACCGCGGUCGGUCCUGUCUCACAUCUGCACACGGAUGCACUAAUCAUAUCAAAAAAGCAAUAACUAUUAUUUGAUAAAAAGAUUUUUUAAUUUUUAAAGUACUAUUUUAACCAAGUUGUUAUAAAUGUAGUUAGUAUAUUAACUGAAGUCUCUUUAAAAAGUCCACGUUUAUAUUAUUAUAGUUCUUUUGAACGUUUAAAGAAAUCCUCAUAAUAAUUAUGUCUUAAAGUUGUAAAGUCAUAUCAAUUUUUCACGAUUUAUCGUUCGCGUAAGGAUGCGCCUGCACAGUGGUGCGGGUGAAGGGGAGAUGUGCCAAGGGGCGGUUAAGAACCGAGAGGCGGCUUCGGCCGACGGAAGACUGAUGAAGCGUAGCGUAUUGUAUGAGCUUAGCUCAAGUGUGGUGCCAAGGUUGCAUGUUGAUGAUAGUAAAUUUUUGACGAGUUUUACGAUCGAGAGAUGGAACGGAGCGUGGUACGCGCAUCUCCCGACACGCGACACGUGAUCAGUACACUGUUGCACCGAUCUAUGAGAUGGCAGUGUACUGCGCCGGCGCAGGGUGGAGCCUAAAUGUCUCGGUCCUGCUUCCAUUGUAGAUGAUGUCAAACCCCUCUGGUUGUCCCAUAUCAUGCUCCACCCUGGAGGACCCUAGGCCGGCCCUAUUCGUGUACCUAGAAGUAAUCAGUUACCAGAGAUAGGAUAUUUAGUAGUCACGCAGUGCUACAUAGUAAAAUUUUACUAACGAUUCGUAAAGUUUACGAUGCCAAUCGAAGUCUUAAUGCUCAAUUUUGCCAAAUUUUACUUGCCGAGAACGUCUUGUCUAUGAUUUCGUGGGUAGUUUGUUGUUGGCGCGGCCACGUCCUCGCCGAGCUAACCUUUUGCUCGCCGACCCUUGACGUGGCUCCAGGUCGCCAGUAGCGCCAUCCCUACAAGUCCCGUGGCGCUACCCGCGUCCCCUCGGCGCACAGAAGGCCAGGAACGAGGCUCAGGCUGUGGCCGCGCUCAUUUGCUCAAUAAUAUGGAUUAUAUUUCUUUCAUAGUCAGUUCACACACAUUCGUUAUAAGAAUUAAAAUUUUUGGCCCGAUAAAAAGUAUAUAUCAUUAGGAAAAUUAAUUGAACAAAAUUUAAUUGUAAUUAAAUUUAGAGUUGAGAAAUUAAGAGUUAAUAAAUUCGCAAGUAUAAUACUUUACGACGAAUGUUCGAGAUGCAAUAUGUUAAUUUAGUGCCAAAUGAUAAGUUAACUCGUAGCGAUAUAUUGUAUCCUAAUGCUCUUGUAAUUUCUCACGUAGUGUUAAUGACCUAUGAGGUUUCAAAAGUUUCUUUUACAAGACUAUAAUAUAUUUAUACAGGGAAUGUGUUAGGCAUGUACUGUUGUUCGGAUAUAAGCGUGUUGUUGAGGUAUAAUACUCAUCGGCAGGGUGUAAAAAUAAAGGUUUCGGCUGCGUCAAUAGAUAGUCUUGAUAGUUGCGACACUCGCAUACUCACUCGGGCCUGCCGUGUGCACCAGUACCGGGACGCACUCACAGGGUAGCCACACAACUCAUUUACUGCCUUCACAUACCGACAUGCACUUAUUUUUACACUCUGUUGUCUAAACAUUGAAUGAGCAAUGGAACAAGAGAAUUUAUUUACUCAAUAUUUUUUUGUGUUAUCAUAAUUUUUUACUAAAUUUAAAUAUUCAUUAUUUUGCAUUUUUUAUGAUGUAAUGGCAGCUGUCCAUAUAACGGUGAACGAUCAAAUCAAUCACUGGUUUGUUUAAGGUUUCAUAAAUAAAUUGUAAACGAUACAUCGAACAUGACACAUUGGGCACAAAUAUAUAAUUAGAAUGCUUGAUUAUCGCUGCUUGCUAUGUAUUUAAUUGAUGUCAGGUUUUCAUUGUUCCGGGCGCGCUAGUGUCUGAUGGAAAAUUUGAAACCAAUGUUGUUGAACAAGCCAUGUGUCCUGUUUGUCAACAAAACUAGAAACGUUUGUGAGUCAAGAACAACAUCGAUGCUCUGCGCCCAUCAGUGCGAGCGGGCGCAGCGUUGUGCCAAAAUUAUGUACUAGUCUUUAAAAAGAAAUGUUGUUAUCAUUUUUCAGAUUUUAUUUAGUCCAGAAUGUGUUUGCUCCUGUGCUGUGAAAGUAAUAACGUGAACAAAUCAACACGUGGCGUUGCGUUGAGGCGCGAUGCGGUCGCUGUAGCCGUGUCGACCCACAGGUGACGUUAUUGCCUGGUCGUAUAAUAGGUUUUAUAGCAAUUUUUGAUUGUCGUAAUUGUUAUACUUCAUGGAAGCAUAUUGUUAAAUACUGUAGUUAUAAAAUUAAUGUCCUCGUUAAAGCGACCGCAUCGUGUUGGCGUCGGUUAGCCGUUGUGGGUCAGUAAUUGUAAUGUUGUUCUAAGAAUAGACUAUCGUAAUUGCACCAUAAUCUUGUAUUUUGUGUGUGUGGCUAUUACAUUAGUACAUUUACUAAUAAUUAUAUUGUUUGUACUUCUUUGUUUACGGACAUGAAUAUGAACAAGUUUUGAUACUUUCAAAUCGAAAUAUUUCAUCAAUUGCAUUAACGUGUCAUUAUUCUCUUUGCUUAUAUACAAACUGUAAACAUCCUCAAAUAAUCUGUAAAAUGUACUAUUUACAAUUAUUGACCCUAACAACUAAUAAAUGUGUCAUUAUAAUGAGUCAUAAAAUCUAGCGUAGUAGGUGCAAAGUUGUGUUGAUUUGUUGCUAUAUGUAUAAUAUUAUAAACGAACAAGCACAUAAUUAUUUAACUUUGAGCUUGUGCAAUAUUAUUCCAAAUUGUUUAUAAGAAAUCUGUUAUAAUUAUUUCUAAAUUGUUAUAUAAAUAUUUUUGUAAACAUAAAAAGACAUAGGCAACUUAAAUUCUAUUUUUGUUGUGCAUUUAUUCUCAAAUUUUAUCAGAUACUACACCUUGGUGUCAUCGUGGACUGUGGAGUCUGCUUCUGUGGAGAACUAUUCAAUUAGUACCGUACCGGGCGCGCAGAGAGAGGUGAGGCCAAGUGAGGAUGUACCUCGCCAAGGCUCCCUCGAUCAGAGGGCGACCUGCACUCGUUUGACCUCACCUCUGCUGGUCACACCUGUACAGUAGAUUUUUUUAUACAACACUGAUAUUGUGAGUCAAUUCUAGUAAUGUUAAUGUUCCCUUUUUUAUUUAGAAUAAUUUACGAUAAACAAAUUAAUCUAAGAUUGCUCAACCAAGAUGCAAUGCUAACUGCAAUUUAGACGUACGAAUAAUUUUAUAUUAUGUCCUUUUUAUAUUAUUAUUUAUCUGAUAUUACUGUUUUAUUUGUGAGUUACGGCAGCGCAUGUUAAUCUACGUUUAUUCUUAAGAGAGGCCAAAUGUUGACUUGCUUAUGUGAGACUGUUUUGCCAAGAAUCAGAAAGUAUAUUAUUACCUACAUUGUUUUAAAAUAAAUGCUUUUAUAUAAACA
This is a messenger RNA of Pectinophora gossypiella (pink bollworm), 6071 nucleotides long. RefSeq lists its product as uncharacterized. The record is from RefSeq and is a predicted model, not a curated record. The transcript is spliced from 8 exons. Gene Ontology annotation, biological process: regulation of transcription by RNA polymerase II. Gene Ontology annotation, cellular component: nucleus. Lineage: Eukaryota; Metazoa; Arthropoda; Insecta; Lepidoptera; Gelechiidae. The coding region runs from base 202 to 1860 and encodes 552 amino acids. Gene Ontology annotation, molecular function: protein binding; DNA binding.